GCACGAAAGACAUCUCUUAAAUCCGGCUCUCAUUCUUUUUCAACAGUGACUGUGGCAAUAGGCAUUCCAAACUUGCCUUCUGUCGACAACUGUCCGUCGUCUGAACAUUCGAGGUUGUUCUCGUCCCCAAUCAUCGAUUUUACGUUCGACUGAAUGCAUCCGCAUCCCAUGGUGCACGCUUCAUACCCUAACAUAAUCUCCUCACCUCAUAAGAAUUAAUCACAACCAUGGCACCCAAGAAGAAGGGAGGCAAAAAGCAGGCGGACGAUUGGGAUGCCGACAUGGGCGAGACCAUCGAUCCUAUUGCCCAAGCCACCGCGGAUGCCAAACAGGUCGAAGCUGAUCAGGAUGCGGCCGAGGAGGAAGUCAAUGCCGGCGGCUUGAUGGCUGCGCUCAGAAAAAACAGGGAUAAGCGUGCAAAGAAGGGCAAACCCGUCAACGACUUUGUUGAAGGCGAAGAUGCCGAUAGUGCUGCUCCUACACCCCCUGCCGAAGAUUUCGCCGCAAAGGCUCCCGCCGAAGCCACGCUCGAUGAUGAGGAUGAUGUUUUCGCUGGGAAUGCAAAGAAGAACAAAGGUAACAAGAAACAAGCCGAUGACGCAGAUGAUGGCGAGGGAGGUGGCGUCAAAUCAAAGAAGGAAAAGGAACGAGAGAAGAAAGAGCGAGAGAAGCAGCGAAAGAAGGAACAAGCCGCCAAAAAGAAGACUACAGCACCAACACCUGCGCCUAAGGCUGAGGAAGUGAAACCUGUGGAGGAAAAGAAAAUUGAAGCUGCAACAGAGGCAGACAAGGGCGGCAAAAAGAGAAAGGUUCCCGCACAUCUUGCUGCCAUCCAGAAGCAGCAAGAAGCUCUUGCAAGACAAAGAGAAGAGGAAGCCAGAAUAGAGGCUGAAGAGAAAGCUGUGGAAGCGGAACGACUACGAAAAGAAGCUGAAGAGGAGUCGAAGAAAGCUGAAGCCAGACAGCGAAAGAAGGAAAAGGAGAAGGAGAAGAAAGAGCAACUUAGAAAGGAAGGCAAGUUACUAUCUGAGGCAGACAGGAAACGUAAGCAGCAGCAAGAACUUCGCUUGCAACAGAUGCUAGAAGCAGGCGUCAAGGUUGCAGGUCUGACUGAGACAACGGAAGAGAAGAAGAAGCCUGCCUUUGACAAGAAGCGCAAAGGCCCAAAGAAAGAAGAAAUUGACUUGGAGGCCGCUGCAGAAAAAGCUAGACAAGAAGCUGAAGCUGCUGCAGCUGAACGUCAGAGACUUGCCAAAGAGGCCGAAGCGGCUGCUGCUGCCGCCGCAGCUGCUAAGGCUGGAAAUGAUGAAGAUUCUGAGGUUGACGACUGGGAGAAGGCUGCAGAUGAAGAUGUCAAGGACAGUUGGGAUGCCGAUUCAGAUGAGGAAGCAGGUGAGUCGGCAGUCAAUGGAGAUGCCAAAGCUGCAACCAACGGUACCGCAACCAAACCAUCGAGAACCUCAGCCUUGCCACUUCGAGAUGGACCACCGCCUAAAGAGAGGCCAAUUGAGUCCGACACAUCCGAUGAGGACUCUUCGGAUGACGAAGAGCAAACCUCUAAUCAACGAGCAAUCGCCCAAAGAAAAGCAGAGGCUGCUGCUCGAAGACAAAAGGCACACGAAGAAGCCCUUGCAGCUCGGUCCAAAGAUAACCUGCGAUCACCUAUCUGCUGUAUUCUUGGCCACGUCGAUACUGGUAAGACGAAGUUGCUUGACAAGAUUCGACAAACAAACGUCCAAGAGGGUGAAGCUGGUGGUAUUACGCAACAAAUUGGUGCAACCUAUUUCCCUGUUGAGGCCUUACAACAGAAAACAGCUGUCGUCAACAAGGAUGGCAAGUUCGAAUUCAAGGUACCUGGUCUUCUCGUCAUCGAUACCCCCGGCCACGAGUCCUUUUCUAAUCUACGUUCUCGCGGUUCUUCGCUAUGUAAUAUUGCCAUCUUGGUGGUCGAUAUCAUGCACGGUCUCGAACCACAGACUAUUGAGUCCAUGAACCUUCUUAGAGAGCGAAAGAUUCCCUUUAUCGUGGCGCUCAACAAGAUCGACCGAUUGUACGGCUGGAGGAAGAUCGAUAACAACGGUUUCCAGGAAAGCUUGGCCAUGCAGAACAAGGGCGUCGUCAACGAGUUCAAGGAUCGACUCGACAAAACCAAGCUUGCCUUUGCGGAGCAAGGAUUUAAUGCCGAGCUUUACUACGAGAACAAUGAUAUGAGAAGAUUUGUCUCGCUAGUCCCAACCUCGGCGCAUACUGGCGAAGGUAUCCCUGAUAUGCUGAAGCUUUUGGUCACUCUGACCCAAGAACGUAUGACCUCUAGUCUUAUGUAUCUGUCUGAAGUUGAAGCCACCAUUCUUGAAGUCAAAGUCAUUGAAGGUCUUGGUACGACGAUCGAUGUCAUCUUAUCGAAUGGUGUCCUACGUGAAGGUGAUCGAAUAGUCUUGUGUGGUAUCAACGGGCCAAUCGCCACGAAUAUUCGAGCGCUGUUAACGCCUGCACCGCUUAAGGAACUUCGUCUCAAGUCGGCGUACGUGCACAACAAGGAGGUCAAGGCAGCCCUCGGUGUCAAGAUUGCGGCCAAUGACCUGGAAGGUGCGAUUGCUGGUUCCCGACUACUUGUGGUUGGGCCUCAAGAUGACGAAGAAGAUCUGGAAGAUGAUGUGAUGGGUGAUCUUCAGAAACUACUUACCGCUGUGUCUAAGGAUAACCGCGGUGUCAGCGUACAGGCUUCAACACUGGGUUCCCUGGAAGCCUUGUUGAAAUUCUUAAAAGACAUGAAGAUCCCCGUGGCAAACAUUUCAAUCGGACCUGUUUUCAAACGCGACGUGAUGAUGGCGGGUACUAUGCUGGAAAAGGCCAAGGAGUUUGCGGUCAUGCUCUGCUUCGAUGUCAAAGUAGACAAGGAAGCACAAUCGUACGCAGACGAGAACGGCAUCAAGAUUUUCACCGCCGACAUCAUUUAUCACCUUUUCGACGACUUCACUAAGUAUCGGAAUCAACUUGCCGAACAACGCAAAGAGGAGAGUAAGCUCAACGCUGUCUUCCCAUGCGUCCUCCAUCCAUUGCAGGUUUUCAACAAGAAAGACCCUAUCGUCGUCGGUGUCGAUGUUGUGGACGGAAAUCUUCGACCUCUGACGCCAAUUGCUGCUGUCAGAACAAAUCCUGUGACGCACGUGAAGGAAAUCGUUUCCUUGGGUAGAGUAACUACAAUUGAGCGAGAACACAAAGCCAUCCCAAUCUGCAAAAAGGGCCAGCCGGCCGUUGCGGUGAAGAUUGAAGGACCCAACCAGCCCUUGUAUGGUCGACAACUCGACGAGAAGGAUACAUUGUAUUCGUUGAUCUCUCGAAAUUCGAUCGACACCUUGAAGGAGUUCUAUCGAGAUGAAGUGACCAAGGAAGAAUGGUCAUUGAUCAGGAAGAUGAAGCCGCUGUUUGACAUUCCUUAGAUAUAUGUCCUAGGGGAUAAAAGUACUUAUUGAACAAUAGUGAUGACGAUAGGAGGAAAAAGAACAUUUGUAUUAUUGGAGGGGCAUGGCAAAUGGCGUACUGUAGGAUGAUGAUUGAUAAAUUGAUGAUGAUGGCCAGAUUGGGAGAAUCUUCUCUCUACUGUUUCUGGGUGUAUGAUCUCACCGGAGCAUCCUUUUUGU
Messenger RNA from Exophiala oligosperma, 3641 nucleotides. RefSeq names its product translation initiation factor aIF-2. The record is from RefSeq and is a predicted model, not a curated record. The coding region runs from base 228 to 3440 and encodes 1070 amino acids. Gene Ontology annotation, molecular function: translation initiation factor activity; GTP binding; GTPase activity. Lineage: Eukaryota; Fungi; Ascomycota; Eurotiomycetes; Chaetothyriales; Herpotrichiellaceae. The transcript has 2 exons.